Molecule: messenger RNA, 2168 nt
Organism: Corvus hawaiiensis (hawaiian crow)
Lineage: Eukaryota; Metazoa; Chordata; Aves; Passeriformes; Corvidae
Gene: PNRC1
Product: proline rich nuclear receptor coactivator 1
Exons: 2
Coding region: 192-1079 (295 amino acids)
Biological process (GO): nuclear-transcribed mRNA catabolic process, nonsense-mediated decay
Cellular component (GO): nucleus; P-body
Source: RefSeq, a predicted model, not a curated record
AACACUGGGACGCCGCUGGCAGCUCCCCUCACUCCCCCGCCAUGUUCUCCUAGCGGCUGCUUUGGUUGUGCUACCACUUCCUCAGCCCAUCACAAAGCCCGGGCAGACCCUCCCCAGCAACCCGACCUACUCGUCCCUGCCUGGGCUCGACCCCCUCUCCCCGGCACAAUUCUGGGUACCCACGUUCCACCAUGGUCACCACCACGGCGCCGCCGCCCUUCCUGGCUCGGAUCUCGGCGGGCACCGAAGACCCACGGCGGCUGCCGCCCUCCGCCCUGCUCCAACGCCUCCGGCGCGGGGAUAGCAACUGCGAGAACCAGCCCAGCUGCUGCCUGGCGGGCCCGGGGGGCAGCGCCCGCCCGGCGCUGAAGAGGGUGCGGCGGAGGAAGGGAAAGAUCCGGCCCGGCCCCGCAGGGCUCCUGCCCAGCCGCUACCAGCAGUACCAGCAGCACCGCGCCGGGCUGGGGAGAAGGACCCCGCUGGGAACCGACCUGGUGACGGACGCCCCCCCGGAGGAGCCCCCCGCGCCUGCCCCCUCGAGACCCGCGCCCGGCAAACCCCUCAGGAAGGAGGUAAAGACGGGCCUGCGCUACUUCUCCUCACUUCUCUGUUCCUCCUCAGCCCUCUGCCGGUGCCCGUUCUUAAAAAACAAGAUGGGAAAGACAGAGAAGGCGGCCGUCCCCUACGGCCAGCCCGUUCACAGCUUACAUCUGUGUGAACAACCAAAGAUUAACAGGCAGAAGAGUAAGUGUAACACGCCAGUGACGAAGAUCGCCUCGGCGAAAAAGAUCGAGAACUUUUGGCAGGAUUCUGUGUCGCCGGAAAUAGUUCAGAAGCAGGAGAAAAAGCCACUUAAAAACACAGAGAACUUCAGAAAUGCCAAGUCCAAGAAACCUAUCACCCUAAAUGAAGUGAGCCAAAAAGAAAAUUACGCUGGGGCAAAGUUUAGUGACCCACCGUCUCCCAGCGUCCUUCCAAAGCCUCCCAGCCACUGGGUGGGUGGCACAGCUGAACUAUCUGACCAAAACAGGGAGUUGAUGGCAGUCCAUUUGAAAACUCUCCUAAAAGUUCAAGCGUAGUUUCCAAGAUCUCUUGAGUAAUUGGCAAAGAAAACUCCAUCCAGGAAACUUAAACAUGCCUUGUUGCAACAGAAAUUGCAAAAGACUGUCAAGUCUUACCACAAUUAAAAAAAAAAAUACUUGUAUUAUAUUUUUUAUGGUUGUGUAAAUAGUGUACAUCUUGUAUUAUGUGUAUAUUCUUGUUCAUACUUUGAGAGGUACAUUUUAGUUUUGUUAUGAAAGGAUGUAUUUUGCACUGCCUGAUUGGUAGAUGUCUUGUAUAUAAAAAAUGGACAAUUUUACGUGUGUGCUUGACACGUGAAGACUUGACUUGCUUUGCACAAGGUAAUGAAAAUUUUGGAAGGAGACUACAGCUUUCUGAUUAAGGUUCCAGAUCAAAUGUGAAUGUUCUAUUCAUGCACUACUGACAAUAGUUUUACAUUCUGUCUCCCAAUCAAGUAUAAACAUGGAAUUUUCAUACAAAUGCGAAGUUUUGUCCUCUGCUCUGGAAACUAUCUGGGAUUCCUGUUCAUCUGUUUGUUUUUAAAAUUAAGUGGAAUUUGACUGAAAUUCCAACCCACCAAUUUGAGCACUGCUGAUUUCUUUAAAGAAGUAAAAAAACAAAAAACAAAAAAAAAAAAAAAAAAAAACCACAAAAAAACCAAACCAAAAACAGAAAAAAAAGAAGGAAAGAGCAGAGCUUUCUGCCAAAAAUCCAAUUGGUCACUAAAAAAUUAAAUAAAACAAUUUGGCCUCCCCUUAAGCAUGUCUCUGUUUUUCUUUGAGUGUGUGUCUGUUAAUUCAAGUAUGUGAAUUUACAUUGAUUGCCUUUUAGUGCAUUACUAGAAAUACUUUGUCUUUUAACUGAAUCAGGCAAAAUUAAGAGAUUAAAUAGCUCACUAAGAAUUCCUUGUGUUUAAAAAAAAAAAAAUGGUCACGUUUGUGAUGAGUCGUUUUAGGUUUGUUGAAAACUGAGAUUUCAAGCAAAUUGGGCAGUAAGAUAUUGAUAUUGAUGCGGUAAUGCUCCUUAAAUGUUUUCAUAGUAAGUUGCUAUUAAACUAGUUAACGCUGAAAAGUAGCAAUGACAGAAAAUGAAUGGAGCAAGUUGAA